Sesamum indicum (sesame) is the source of this 2580-nucleotide messenger RNA. RefSeq names its product exocyst complex component EXO70I-like. NCBI's taxonomy places the organism in Eukaryota, Viridiplantae, Streptophyta, Magnoliopsida, Lamiales, Pedaliaceae. Gene Ontology annotation, biological process: exocytosis. Gene Ontology annotation, cellular component: exocyst. Gene Ontology annotation, molecular function: phosphatidylinositol-4,5-bisphosphate binding. The record is from RefSeq and is a predicted model, not a curated record.
UUGGACUCUCCGCAUCCAUCCAUCGAUGGAUUGUCCAUUUCCUUUCCCGAUUGCCAUUUGUUCUUAGUUUACAUCGAAAAUCUAUGUUCAUUGGACAUAUCCCUUUUGUCCUCUUCACACUUCUGCCAACUUUCCCCACAACUCAAAACUAACACACACACAUUAUCACACCCACAAGAACACACACAGACACACUCGUCUGUUGAUCAAUGGAUCUCCCAAACGAAGAUGACCCGAUUCUGAUCGAGUUACAAGCUGCUCAUUCUGAUCUUAAAACCCUAAUCAAAGCAUCUGUCGACAUGAACACAAGUUACGAGAAGAUGGAUGAAAAGUUUGAGUACAUACAAGAAAACCUGAACAUGGCUUCAAAAAGGGUAGCCCCAUUGCAGUCCCUGUCCAUAGCAGCCAAAGCUCUCGAGACGAGGAUAAACCGGGCAGUAUCUCCAGGCCUGGCCCUCCUGGAGAGCUUCAAGCUCUUCGAAUCCGUCCAGCGCAAUCUUCUUGAGAUAGCCUCAGGGCUGCUGGCUGAGAAGAAUUCAAGGAAGAGGCUGGAGAAGCUGAUCAAGUACGUGGACUGCGUGGAUAAGUUAAAAGAAGCGAUUGUUUGCAUCAGCCGAGAGAGCGAUCCAGCUAUUCAAAAGCUGCAAGAAGUUGUUGAGUUCUUGAGCAGGACUAAGGCCACGGAUCGUUACAGGACGGAACGUCUGAGGGAGACGUUGAUCACUCUUAAGGCAAUCUGUGAGACGGAGGUGGAUUCUAUGAGCUUUGAUGGGCUUCUGGACGAGGCAUUGUUGAAUUUGCAAGACGAGUAUGAGGGCCUACUGAAGAAGCUAAGGCAUCAGAAUAUAGGUGAACAUCAGGGGGAAGCUGUGGAUGGUAAGAACUUGGUGAGUAAUAGUUUGGGCAGCGAGCUGGAGGUUGAGGUACUUAGGAGGAUUUCUGAGACAUUGGCGGCAAAUGAUUGCUUGGAUUUAUGCAUUGACAUGUUUGUAAAGGUGAGGUAUAUAAGGGCAGCCAAAGCCUUAAUGAGACUAAAUCCGGACUACCUAAAAACUUACACCCCUGAAGAAAUCGACGAAAUGGAGUGGGAGAGUUUAGAAACAUCAAUAGCUCUUUGGAUCCAGCACUUUGAACUGGCAGUAAAAAUUGUUUUCGUAGCCGAAAAGAAUCUCUGCAGCCAAGUUCUAGGAAGCAUCAUGGAAGGAAUGGUCUGGCCAGAGUGUUUCAUCAAGAUUGCUGAUAGAAUAUUUGCUGUCUUCUUCCGAUUUGGAGAAGGUGUGGCACGAAGCAGCAAAGAACCCCAGAAGCUGUUCAAGCUUUUAGACAUGUUUGAUUCACUAGAAAAGCUCAAACCUCAAUUCUCCGACGUUUUUGAUGGGGAAUCUGGUGCUGAUAUCUGCUCCCGGUUCAGAGAACUAGAGAAACUCCUUGUCCAUGCAUCAACUAGAGUCUUUUGGGAAUUCGGCCUGCAGAUUGAAGACAAUCAAGACGGCUUCCCUCCACCUCAAGACGGCUCUGUUCCUAAACUCGUUCGCUACGCCAUUAACUACCUCAAGAACCUCACUAUCGACAAUUACAGUGCACCGAUGGCACAAGUACUCAGAACUGAGCAGCUCUGGAAAUCUGGGAUCCUCUCAAAUCCCGAAAACGACCAAGAUUUGCUCAAAGGCGCUGUUUCCAAUGUCAUGGAGGCUAUCCAGAGGAACGUCGAGUCCAAGAAAUCGCGUUACAAGGACAAAGUUCUUGCACAAAUCUUUGCCAUGAACACAUACUGGUACAUAUACAUGAGGACUAGAAACACCGAACUCGGGAAGCUAUUGGGAGAGCCAUACAUGAAGAAGAGAUACAGAUACGCAGCAGAAGAAUCAGCUUAUCUGUAUCAGAAACAAGCCUGGGGUAGUUUAGUGAAACUCCUGGACAAAGAAGUAAUCAGGAGACUGAACAACAAAGAGGAAGUUGGAGGCGUAGUGAAGUUGAAAAUGGAGGCUUUUAUGACUGGAUUUGAAGAGAUAUGCAAGAGGCAUAGGAGCAAUUACAAGAUUGUUUCUGAUGCAGAUUUGCGGGAGCAAAUCAAAGACGCCACACUCAGGUUUGUUCUGCCAUCAUACACAGAGUUUUUCGGCACAUAUUCCUCGAUUUUUCUCCAGGGGAAGUCUUAUCUGCCCCCUGAAUCAGUAGAAGCAUUGUUGAGGCAAAAUUUUGAGGGUGGUGAUCAAGGGGGUGCUGAUGGAAAACCACAUCGUGAUUCGGAAGAUUAGCCAGACGGGAGGGCGUCUGUCGAUAGAUUGCCUUUCAGAAAAGGUCCUCAAACAUCCAGAUUCGAUGAUAGUGAUUUGUGAAGUAGCUAGUACUACAUUUUCAGCUUCUAAAGAUGUAAUGCAUAUCAAAUUCUUCAUGCUGGUUUACUUCUUUGAGUACAUGAGUUUGAUGCAUUGCAGCAAACUAGUCCGUUGUUGUCUGAAUAAUUCUGCUGAAAUGAGGAUGUCUGGUUUGGAGCAAGACUGAGCUUUUAAGUUGGUAAGUGUAAUAAUAUAUAUCUGUCACCAUAUCCCAUGUAUUAUAGACCAAGAUUUCAUUUAU